AAUUUAGAAUUAAUACCCAUUUAUUGUUGGCCACUAGGAAGAUAUUCUCCAAUUGUCUCUCAAGAACGCUAGUGGUCAUAUUCCCAAAAGCUCAAACCUUUUGGUGUUGAAAGAUGUUAGCAGCUAAUUAACAAAAGGGCAACUUAAAACCUAAACUCCCUCUUGCCCUAGCAUGCAAACCCUUCUCUUCCAUGGAUAUCAACCCCACUCCAUCUCCACCCAUCUCCGACACAAACCACCACCACCAACCUCUUCCCUCGGCCGCCACACACGGCGACCCUUCACCAAGAAAAGCCCUUUCUUCCACCGUCGGCGAUCGCCUCAAACGCGACGAAUGGAGCGAAGGUGCAGUCGCCACCCUCUUGGAAGCUUAUGAAUCCAAAUGGGUUCUUAGAAAUAGAGCCAAACUCAAAGGCCAUGAUUGGGAAGAUGUGGCUCGCCAUGUCUCUUCAAGGGCUAACUUCACCAAAUCGCCUAAGACUCAAACGCAGUGUAAGAAUAAAAUUGAGUCCAUGAAGAAGAGGUAUCGUUCGGAAUCGGCCUCCGCCGUUGACGCCGCCGCUGCCUCCUCCUCCUGGCCGUUGUAUCAUCGCCUUGAUCUCUUGCUCCGGGGAAACACUCAGCCACCUCCUCUUGCCACGUCGGUGAUUCUGGUUGAUGCGCUGCCGCCACCGCCGCCGCCUCCUCUGUCUCCUCCGCCCUUCACGGCGACGCUGAAUUGUCUUGGAUCUAAUGGUGUUGAUGGGAUUAUUCCAAAGGAGGAUGGAGUUGAUGAAACAAGAGUAUCAGACAAGGAGGAAAAGAACAAGAACAAGAGCAACAAAGUUGUACUGGAGACAGACAGUAGCACACCAGCAAUGCCAUACAGUGACAACGAGAAGCUAAGAUCGAAACAACAACCAAAAGCGAAGAAGACGAAGAAGAAGAAGAAGAAGAAAACGAGGAUGUCGGACGAGCUGGAUGAGAUCGCUAGCAGCAUUCGGUGGCUAGCUGAGGUUGUGACGAGGUCGGAGCAAACGAGAAUGGAGACGAUGAGGGAUAUGGAAAGGAUGAGAGCUGAAGCAGAGGCUAAAAGAGGAGAAAUGGAUCUCAAAAGAACAGAGAUUAUUGCUAACACUCAGCUGGAGAUUGCUAAGCUCUUUGCAGCUGGUGGCAAGGCUGCUGAUUCUUCAUCAAGGAUUGGGAGGCCCACUUCAUUUAAUUAAACAAUCAUCAUUAAAUAAACCUUAAUUUUAUUCUUAAGAA
Cucurbita maxima (winter squash) is the source of this 1245-nucleotide messenger RNA. RefSeq lists its product as uncharacterized. The coding region runs from base 192 to 1205 and encodes 337 amino acids. The record is from RefSeq and is a predicted model, not a curated record. NCBI's taxonomy places the organism in Eukaryota, Viridiplantae, Streptophyta, Magnoliopsida, Cucurbitales, Cucurbitaceae. Gene Ontology annotation, molecular function: transcription cis-regulatory region binding. The transcript is spliced from 2 exons. Gene Ontology annotation, cellular component: nucleus.